GGUUUGUCAAGACAGCAAACAUAGCCUAUAAAACAUGUGCUAUUGAAUGAUUUAUUGCUUCUGUACUUGUCUUGAGAGACACCAUGAAUGCGCGCGGCUGAGCGCAUAUCAGUCGGUCGCUGUAAUCCCAGCGUGUGACUCACUGAUGACGUCCCUGCUUCGCUCUUUAAUUUGACUACAGCCCAGUUUCAGUUCAGUGUUGACAGCGGCGCGUGGCGAGCUAGUUGCUUUCUUAUUUUAGAUGACAUUUUGUAACAAAACGGAAAACUGUGGUGGAAAGCGAGUUUAACUUUUAGACUUUGUGACCACGGAUGAGCCAUGGCUACAAUAACGUGUCGAGUGCAAUACCUGGAGGACUCGGACCCGUUCGUGUGCUCAAAUUUCCCCGUGCCCCGCAGACCUCUGCAGUAUGAGCUCAACGAGCAUUUGUUGUUGACCGAACAGAUCGCCGGGAUUCACAAGCUGCUGGAAGCGCCUUUGAAGUUAGAGGAGUGUACACUGCAACUGGCUUCUAAUGGCAACUACCUGGAUCUGGAUUCAUCCCUUGCUGAACAGAGAGAUGAUCUGGAGCAGCUCUAUGAUGACGUGGAAAAAGGCAAAAAGCCCAUCUUGAUUCUUCGUACACAGCUCUCAGUACGGGUUCAUUCCAUCCUAGAGAAGUUGUAUAAUUCCCAUGGUCCUGAGCUUCGACGGUCCUUGUUCUCAUUAAAGCAACUCUUUCAGGAUGAUAAGGACUUGGUUCCAGAGUUUGUGAUCUCCGAGGGUCUGACGUGUUUCAUUAAAGUGGGUGCUGAGGCAGAUCAUAACUACCAGAACUACAUUCUCAGAGCUCUCAGUCAGAUCAUGCUGUUUGUGGAUGGAAUGAACGGUGUUGUGAACCACAAUGAGACAGUACAGUGGCUGUACACACUGACUGGCAGCCUGUCUCGGCUGGUUGUGAAGACAGCUCUGAAGUUGCUGAUAGUGUUUGUGGAGUACACAGAGUCCAACAGUGCACUGCUUAUUCAAGCUGUCAGCACUGUGGAUGGCAAGAGAGGUGUAAAGCCUUGGGCAUAUCUAACAGAGAUCCUGUCAGAGAAGAAUGGAUCAGACACAGAGCUGCUCAUCUACACCAUGACCCUCAUCAACAAGACUCUGUCUGCGCUUCCCGAUCAGGACUCCUUUUAUGACAUGACCGAUUGUUUGGAGCAGCUAGGAAUGGAAGGCAUUGUUCAGAAAUACAUGACUGGCAGCGGCAACGAGGGUGACCUCAAACAACAGUUCAUCAUUUAUGAGAAUGCCCUCAAGAAAGAAGAUGAUGAGAUUGAUGAAGGGACACCAAAUGUCCGUAAAGACCGAAGGAAACUGACACCCAGCGAGCAGGAGGGCAGGAGGAGCCGGCGGUCAUCUUCUCAUAAUCUUACAGAUAGUUCCUUUCCACCAGCUUCCCCAACUGUAUCAGUCUCGUCUAACAGCCCUACCCCAGAGGUGAUGGAAACAGCCUCCCCUCAGCUGUCAGAUUCCUCUUCUUCUCCUGUUCCUGGCAGUCCUGUGUUUACCAGUCCCUCCUCUAUGACCCCUGGCUCCCUCACUCCUGCUGUCACUCCAGCGACUAAUGGAGCAGAGUCUACAACUACAGCUGAGCAGGAGCAUAACUUGGAGCGCUCUUUUACGAGUCAGUACAUAGCACACAUGGGAAUUUCUAGACGGAGGUUAAAAAAGGAGAGGUCUAUUACACAGGAAACCUCAAGCAUCUCCAGCAGGGCGUCUUUCACAGAAACAGACUCUCCUCAGGAGAUGCCUUCUCAGACGGGAGCGGAGCAGCCCAGCCAGACGGAGGGAAAGCAAGUCUUCAAACCGCAGCAGGCAGACAGUGUUUGUCUAGAGAGUGUGAAUAGGGACUUGCCGGUUCUGAGGAAUUAUGCAGACAAAUUCUUGCGUAGUCUGGCUGCAUCCCAGUGGGAGAAGAAAAAGUCAAACGGCACCCAUGAGAGACCACCAUCUCUUUGCGAGAGUGUGGUGAUUCCAGGCAUAGAGUUAUCUACUGAAGACGAGCAGCCAGUCUCCAGCUCAACCACCACAGGAUCUAUUAGUGGUCAGGAAUCUCAAGAGGUAAACUUGACCGGGCACACCCUGGAGCAGCCAGAGGACACAACAGCCCACAAUGAAGCAGAGGGUGGUUUGCAGCGUCAGGGCAGUGCAGCAGAACAGCACAGCACCCUCUCUAAUGACAGGAAGUUCAUGUUGGAUAUGCUCUACUCCAAAAAAAACACCCCUGAAGGCCUACAAAUUCCUGGUCUAGAAAGUACACUUGAGGGCCAUGGGAUCACCCGUAUGGCUGGACGACUGUCCAGGCUUCAGUCUAACACUUCUCAGCCCACAGAGGACACAUCCAGACGGGAGGACCUGGAGAUCCCUGAAGGUACUGCUCAGGCUGCUCGUGCCAGGCCAGCAGAGGGACGGGGCAAGAAGCUGCGUCCACAGUAUAGUAUUGAAGCGGAGACCCAUUCACAGAGUUUAGAGAAGACAAAGAUGACACCAUUAUCCAGGGGUAGUCGGGAUGCCUGGGAGAAGCUGCAGCCCAGCUCCAGACCUCUGCGGAUUAAAGAUCUUGACUUCUCAGAUCUGAUGGAGGAGGAGGAUAUCGAUGUGCUGGAUAUAGACACUUUUGACAUUUUUUCACCUGAUGGAGUACCACCACCCCCUCAUCCAGUGCCAGGACUGUGCUCUGCUCCCCCUCCUCCUCCUCCUCCUCCUCCUCCUCCUCCUGGACCUCCUGGUCUUGCUCCACCCCCUCCUCCUCCCCCUGCUGGACUUCCUGGUCUGGCUCCACCCCCUCCUCCUCCUCCUGGACCUCCUGGUCUGGCUCCACCCCCUCCUCCUCCACCUCUUCCUGGGGGUUUAAGUGUGCCUCCUCCACCUCUAGGACUCCUCCCUCCGUCCCCGUCUCAAGGAAAUGAUCCAGCUUUUCUAAAGAAAUGGAAAACGGUCAAGCUGUUCUGGAAGGAGCUUAAGCAGCCCGACAGCCCCAGGAAGUGCAAGUUUGGGAGGGGCACAGUUUGGGCUUCACUUGAUAAGGUUGCAGUCGAUACAGCUAAGCUGGAGCACCUGUUUGAGUGCAAGGGAAAGGAUCUUCCAGUAGCAAAGAAAGGUGCUGAGAUCAAGAAAGCAGCCAUUUUAGUGCUUGAUCCAAAGAGGAGCAAUGCCAUCAACAUCGGCAUGACUGUUUUGCCUGCUACACAUGUCAUUAAAAGUGCCAUCCUCACCUUUGAUGAGUUUGCCAUCAGUAAAGAGGGCAUUGAGAAAAUCCUGACCAUGAUUCCCACGGAUGAAGAGAAACAGAAGAUUCAGGAGGCGCAGCUGGCCAACCCUGAUGUACCACUGGGCACAGCAGAGCAGUUUCUGCUCGCUCUCUCAUCCAUCAGUGGCCUCAAAGCCAGAUUACAGCUCUGGGCCUUUAAACUGAACUAUGAGACCCUGGAGAAGGAGAUUGCGGAGCCUCUUUUUGACCUGAAACUGGGAAUGGAACAACUCGCCAAGAACAAAACCUUCAAGCGUAUCCUAGCAACACUACUGGCCAUUGGCAACUUCCUCAAUUGUGCCAAUGCUAAGGGCUUUGAGCUCAGUUAUCUGGAGAAGGUUACUGAGGUGAAGGACACAGUACACAGGCAGUCUCUGCUUCAUCAUACCUGCAAUUUUGUGGUGGAAGACUACCCAGAUACAACAGACCUUUAUUCUGAGAUCCCUGCUAUCACACGCUCUGCUAAAGUGGAUUUUGAGCAGUUGUCUGAAAACCUGAUUCAGUUGGAGAGAAAAUGCAAAGCAUCUUGGGACAACAUUAAAGUAGUGGCCAAACAUGAAACUAAACCUAACUUGAGAAGCAAAAUGACAGAAUUUCUGAAAGACUGUACAGAAAGGAUCAUCAUCCUGAAAGUAGUGCAUAGACGCAUUAUUAAUAGGUUUCAUUCCUUCUUGCUGUACUUGGGUCAGCCCUCAUACUCGGUGCGGGACACUAAAGUAACUCCGUUCUGUAAGAUCAUCAGUGAGUUUACCCUGGAGUACCGCACCACACGAGAGAGAGUCCUCACCCAGAAACGCAAGCGUGCCGUCCUCCGGGAGCGCACCAAGACACGGGGCAAGCUGAUCACUGAGACAGAGAAGUUUUCUGUAGCAGUUCCACAGCUCUCUCUGGAGGACAAUCUAUCCCCGGUUUCUUCAACAGUCGAAUCAGAGCCAGCCCAAGAGGAGCAUGAGAACAUGAAAAACCUGCUCAUUGACAACAGCAAGCUGCGCAGGAGCCGUGCUGUACGAAAGAUUCUUACCACUGGUGGGGACACUUCUCCAAUUUCACCCACUCUUCAGUUGAGUGAUGAAGGUCUUGGCAGAGUUAACUCAAGCAUGUCUGUAGCCAAAGAGGACAGCCCCAGCUCACAGGACGAUGCCACAGAUGAGAUCAUGGAUCGUCUGGUUAAAUCUGUCACCCAGAAUCCCACAGAGAGGAAAUCUAGUCCAAAAACACGGAAACGCUCCCGGCUUAACAGAAAGUCAUUGCGGAGGACUCUGAAGAGUGGGCUGAGUGUGGAUGUGGUGCAGGCCCUUGGCCUCGGCAGUACUAACGGGAAGGUCUGAAGCUGGUAGUUCUCAUGUGAGGGGAAACUGUAGAAAGGCAGCAAUGAGGCCAUAAGGAGAGCUGCUGUAAUGAAAGGAGGAACUGUGAUAAAGACAUUUCAUGGGAUGCCUGCAACUAAAUUUGCCUGCCAAUCUGGACGCUUUAGUGGAAGAAUCAUGUAAUUCCAGCUGAAAUACAAACAACUGCAUUACUAUACAAAUAAAUGAAGUGUGCAUGAUAUCCAUUAGACAUAUAUCAUGAUUUGAUUGGUACAAACUUUAAUAGCAUAGUAUUAAAUACCAGCCCAUGUUUACUGAUGGAGAAUAGAUGCAUAUAUGAUCCAGUGAAUUAAAAUGUUAUAUAUUUUGACCAGGUGCACACACAUUAUUUUGCAUAGAGCCUUAGAUUGCAUAGAUUGGAGCACAAUUUAUCGGUGAAGGAUAUGUACAAUAUCUAAGGGUUUGAAAGGUUUUAAGGGAAUACAUUUUUUUUUAAGACAAAGUUUUUAUAUUUUGGCCAUAUCUUUUAAAAUGUCUCAGCUCAAGGUUAGGAUCUUGGAAGCCAGUAAUUGAGAUCAGUGCAAUAGGGUAACUCAAACACACUGGUGCCCAUUAAUGAAGCUAAACCCUGGAAUAAAUGGCACUGUCAGUAAUGAUUGACCAUGGAAAACUCCUUAGUCUUGCACAGGGUUUAAUUUGUGUCUGGAAAGCUGACCCAUGUGCACCUGGGUGGUGUUCAACUGAAUAUCCUGAGUACCAAGGAGAUCUUGAUUAGAGAGGACACAAACUAGGUCACAUUUGUUUUUCUUUUAUUAAUCACAGAGCUCUCUUGAAAGGUUUGUGGAUGCUACAACAGUCCUGUAUUCUGCUGUAUCACAUUUCUGUCCUGAUAUUUAUUAUUGUGCAGUUUUUUUGAGUUCAUCUUUUUAGUUAUACCAUUUUUAUGAUGUUAUAAAAUGUGCAUGGACCACUCUGUUUCUUGCAGAAGAGAAGUGUUGCGUUAAAGGCACAGUAUUUCUGUAGCAAAUUUUAAAAACCGUUACGAGCACAUAUUUUAAGGAUUUUGUUGGUAUUGCUUUUUUUUUAUGGGGGGUUAUGCUGUAGGAAUUUAGAGUCACUAUGAAUCACUCUGUUGUUUUAUGUUUGACCUUAUUACCAGUUUGCAUGAGUGCAUGUGUUGUUCACUCUGAAUGUAUCACUAUUAGCAUGUUCCAGUGCUGGACGUCCCAUCACUACUCUUGACACCUGCACAAAGAAAGGUUUUUUUGCAAUGAAACCGUUUGAAAGUACAGUGCUUCUAAUGUAUUAUGUAUUCUAAUUGUAUUGUGUUUCAGAAUUGCUUCAUAUUGAGAUGUUGGCCUUGAAGCUUUUUAAAAAAAAUAAAUGUUUAUUAGACAUUU
Messenger RNA from Carassius carassius (crucian carp), 5987 nucleotides. RefSeq names its product FH1/FH2 domain-containing protein 1-like. NCBI's taxonomy places the organism in Eukaryota, Metazoa, Chordata, Actinopteri, Cypriniformes, Cyprinidae. Gene Ontology annotation, molecular function: actin filament binding. Gene Ontology annotation, biological process: cortical actin cytoskeleton organization; actin filament network formation. The coding region runs from base 319 to 4608 and encodes 1429 amino acids. Gene Ontology annotation, cellular component: cytoplasm; cytoskeleton. The record is from RefSeq and is a predicted model, not a curated record. The transcript has 28 exons.